GAGAGCUUGCAAGGCCAGUACUGUGACAUCUGCUCCUCUGCAAACAGCAACAAGGCCCACCCCAUAACAAAUGCCAUUGAUGGAACAGAGCGCUGGUGGCAGAGCCCCCCUCUUUCCCGGGGGCUGGAGUUCAACCAGGUCAACGUCACUUUGGACCUUGGACAGCUCUUCCAUGUGGCAUACGUCCUGAUCAAAUUCGCCAAUUCCCCUCGUCCUGACCUCUGGGUGCUGGAGCGAUCGACUGACUUUGGCCUCACCUAUGAGCCCUGGCAGUAUUUUGCCUCUUCCAAGAGGGACUGCAUUGAGAAGUUUGGACUGCAAACUGUGGAUCGUAUCACCAAGGAUGACCAUGCCAUCUGCACUACUGAAUACUCCCGGAUUGUGCCUUUAGAAAAUGGGGAGAUUGUUGUCUCUCUGGUAAAUGGGCGCCCAGGAGCCAUGAAUUUCUCCUACUCUCCUCUCCUGCGAAAUUUCACAAAAGCCACCAACAUCAGACUGCGCUUCCUGCAGACAAACACUCUGCUUGGGCACCUCAUGGGCAAAGCUUUAAGGGACCCUACAGUGACAAGGAGGUAUUACUACAGCAUCAAAGAUAUCAGCAUUGGAGGGCGCUGUGUCUGCCACGGCCAUGCAGAUGUCUGUGAUGCCAAAGACCCUAGUGACCCUUACAGGCAGGAUGAGCACUUUGAUAGAGAUACCACAAGCAAGAGAGGAGACAGCCACAGAGUCCAGCUGCUGCUUCGGUGCCUGAUGCUGAAGAUAACCAGCAAGAUGUUAUUUAAAGACAACAGCAGCCUGGCUGGUCGGAAGGCAGAGCUGCAGGAGGAGUUCCCGUGGAAGCCUGCCACUGCGGACAGCGCAAACGAAUGCCAGCCUUGCAAUUGUAACGGCCAUGCCUAUGACUGCUACUAUGACCCAGAGGUGGAUCGCCACAAAGCCAGCAAAAGUCACGAAGACAAGUUUGAAGGGGGAGGUGUUUGCAUUGACUGUCAGCAUCACACCACUGGCAUUAACUGCGAGAGGUGCAUCCCAGGAUACUACCGGUCCCCUGACCACCCGAUCGACUCUCCAUACAUCUGCUAUCGCUGUAACUGUGAGUCUGACUUCACCGAUGGCACCUGCGAGGACCUCACUGGCCGCUGCUACUGCAAGCCCAAUUACACCGGGGAGCACUGCGAUGCCUGUGCUGAGGGAUACCUCAACUUCCCCCACUGCUACCCCAUUCCAGCUUUCGCCCACAACGAUACUGGAGAACAAGUGCUCCCUGCGGGACAGAUAAUAAACUGCGAUUGCUACGCCGGUGGCACAGAAGGCAACGCCUGUCGCAAGGACCCUCGGGUGGGGAUGUGCGUGUGCAAACCCAACUUCCAGGGAACACACUGUGACCAGUGCGCUCCAGGCCACUACGGACCCGGCUGCCAGCCCUGCCAGUGCUCCGGCCCCGGUCAGUACGAUGGCACCUGUGACAGUGAGACAGGGCAGUGUCUGUGUCGAACAGGAUUUGAAGGGCACUCGUGCAACCAGUGCGCUCCCGGCUACUUCAGCUAUCCUCUGUGCCAGCUAUGUGGCUGCAGCGCGGUCGGGACGCUGCCGGGAGGCUGUGACUCUGUCGGGAGGUGUUUCUGCAAACCCGAGUUUGCUGGGCCGCGGUGCGAGCAGUGCAGCCCUGGGCACCACUCCUACCCCCACUGCUAUGCUUGCUCCUGCGACUCCCGGGGUGCAGUGGACAACAACUGCAGCCCAGCUGGCCAGUGCCGAUGCCACGCGAAUUUUGCGGGACACGCCUGCAACCAGUGUGCCCUGGGCUUCUAUGGGUACCCCAGCUGCACACCUUGCCAGUGCUCCCGAGAGGGCUCUCUGCACAGCACCUGCGACCAGGAGACGGGGCAGUGCAGCUGCCGGCCCAGGGUGACGGGACCGCGCUGCGAUAGCUGUGUGCCGGGCGCCUAUGGAUUUCCGCACUGCGAAGUGGGCUCCUGUAACCCAGCAGGGUUGGUGACUGCAGAUCCCUCCCUGACCCCGGGCUCCUGCGCGUGUCGGGCAUACGUUGAAGGCCCAGCUUGUGACAGAUGCAAGCCCUUAUACUGGAACCUGACUCCCGAGAACCCCUACGGCUGCAUGAGCUGCAAGUGUGAUACCAAGGGCACCAUCAGUGGAAUCGCAGAGUGCCAGCAGAGCAACGGGCAGUGUUUCUGCAAACCGAACAUCUGCGGCCAGUUCUGCUCGGCGUGCAAGGAUGGCUACUUCAAUAUGGAGAGGGCGAAUUACUUUGGCUGCCAAGUGCGGCGGGGAUGUAAACAGGCGCUUUCUGCCCUCAAGCCGCCGUCCCUGGGGCCAUCCUGCGAGGAGCGGAGCGGAGCCUGUCGCUGCCGGCAGAGCACGCGCGGCCCCACCUGCACCCAACCUGCGCGGGACCAUUAUUUCCCUGACCUUCACCACUUGAAGUUCGAGCUGGAGGAAGGCACCACACCGGCUGGCCGGGCUGUUCGCUUCGGCUACAACCCCCUGGAGUUUGAGGGCUUCAGCUGGCGAGGAUACGCACAGAUGUCCUCCAUCCAGCCCAAGGUAGUGGUGACUCUCAAUGUGACCUCCCCCGACCUCUUCCGCCUCGUCUUCCGCUACGUCAGCCGGGGGCCCGCCAGUGUGGAAGGGAGGGUCUCGGUCGUUGAGGAAGGAAAGUUUAAUGUUUGUGGCAACUGUACAGAACAGACCAAGCAGAUUGUCUUUGCUCCCAGCACGGAGCCAGCCUUUGUCACUGUCCCCCAGAACAGCUUUGGGGAGCCCUUCGUACUCAACCCCAACACCUGGUCUCUGGUUGUUGAAGCAGAGGGUGUGCUGCUGGACUAUUUGGUUUUGCUACCCAGCUCGUACUAUGAAGCUCCAAUACUGCAGCUAAAGGUUACAGAGCCAUGUACCUACCAGCCAGCCCCAGAACAAGCCACCCAGAACUGCCUCUUGUAUAAAUACCUGUCUGUGGACGGCUUCCCUGCUGCUUCAGGGGUGGAUGCGGUGUGCAGGCUGGACAACCGGUUACCCAGAGUGUGUCCCACAGAGCAGCUCACCCCCUCCCAUCCUCAGAUGGCGACGUGCAGUGGCAGUGAUGUGGAAGUCCAGCUGUCCUUGCCUAUUGCCCAGCCUGGGAAAUACGUGCUGGUGGUGGAGUAUGCCAACACCAAUGCUUUGCAGACAGUGGGUAUUGCUGUGAGCUCACCGCACUUAGCCAUGCAGCAGGGCACGUUCAUCUUCUACCCGUGUGUCUACAGUUUCCUUUGCCGAGGGAUUGCUGUAGAUUCCCAGAGCCGCAUGGCAACUUUUGAACUUACCUCAGAGGCCACCAUUCGAUUCACCUCUGAUCUGGCUGACUUCUUCCUGCACAAAGUGUACCUCAUACCUGCUGCACAGUUCACCAUGGAGUUCAUCGAGCCAAAGGUGCAUUGCAUCAGCGUCCAUGGCACGUUCUCAUCCAACAGCAGCUCCUGUGUUCCCUCAAGGUUCCUGAAGCUUUCUCAGUCAAUCGUUUUGGAGGGGGGCCAGUCUCUGCCCAUCGCCCCUGACGUCCCCCUGGCUCAGGCUGUUCAUGUGGCUCCAGCUGGGGUCCCGGUGGAGCCUGCACCUCGGCCUCCCACGGCUGUGGACCCCACUGCAGAGCUCAUCCUCCUGCAACCACCGCAGGCUGCUGUUGUGUUCAACAGCCGGAUCCAGACCCUGGGACGCUACGCUUUCAUCCUACACUACUACCAGCCCAACCACCCCACCUUCCCUGUGGAAGUGUUAAUCAACGGUGGGCGCAUCUGGCAAGGUCAGACCAAUGCUAAUUUCUGCCCACAUGGCUACGGAUGCCGGAGCUUAGUGGUUUCUGAGGACCAGAUUAUCCUGGAUGUUACAGAUAAUGAUCUGACUGUGGUUGUUCGAGUGCCAGAGGGCAAGCAGCUGUGGCUGGAUUACAUUCUUGUGGUGCCUGAGGACAGCUACAGCUCUCAGUACCUGCAGGAGGAACCCCUGGACAAGUCGUACGAUUUCAUCAGCAGCUGUGGCAUCAACAGCUUCUACAUCAACCCCAGCACAUCGUCGAGGUUCUGCCGCGACUCUGCCAUCUCACUCUCCCUCUUCUACAACAACGGGGCACAGCCCUGCCGGUGCCACGAGGCAGGGGCACGGGGCAGCCAGUGCGAGCCCUUCGGUGGGCAGUGUCCCUGCAAGUCCAACGUCAUCGGGCGAGAGUGCUCCCGCUGUGCCACCGGCUACUGGGGCUUCCCCAACUGUAGACCCUGCGACUGCGGGACACGUCUGUGCGACGAAGUGACGGGGCAGUGCAUCUGCCCUCCGCACACCCUGAAGCCCGAGUGCGUCGUCUGCGAGCCCCAGACCUUCGGCUGCCACCCCCUCAUCGGCUGCGAGGACUGCAAUUGCUCCCGGCCCGGCGUGCAGGAGCUGACAGAGCCAGGAUGCGACGUGGACAGCGGGCAGUGCAGGUGCAAGCCCAACAUCAUCGGGCGACAGUGUGACCUCUGUGCCCCUGGCUACUACCACUACCCCAACUGCCGGCGGUGCGACUGCCACCAGGCUGGCACCGAAGCAAGCGUGUGCGACCCGGUCACGGGGCACUGUCACUGCAAGGAAAACGUGGAGGGCCCAAGGUGUGACCAGUGCCGCCUGGGGACAUUUUCUUUGGAUGCCAACAACCCCAAGGGCUGCACCAAGUGUUUCUGCUUUGGUGCGACCGAUCGCUGCCGCAGCGCUGAGAAGCACCGAGCUGAGUUUGUGGACAUGAACGGGUGGCUCUUGUUAAGCAGCGACCGCCAGGAAGUGCCGGCGACUCUGAGCCUGCGGGAGCAGCUCCUCCAUGCUGAUCUCAAGAACCUCUUGGAUGUCUACCAGGAACUCUACUGGGUUGCACCCAGCUCCUACCUUGGGGACCGGGUUUCCUCCUAUGGUGGGCACCUGCGCUAUGAGCUGCACUCCGACCCACGGAGGGGUGAUGUGUUCAUUCCCAUGGAGUCUCGACCGGACGUGAUCCUGAAGGGAAAUCAAAUGAGCAUCAUGUUUCUGGAAGGCACCUACCCAUCCCCAGGGGAGGUACACAAAGGCCAGCUACAGCUGGUGGAGGGUAACUUCAGGCAUACAGAGACACACAACCCUGUGUCUAGAGAGGAGCUAAUGAUGGUGCUGGCAAACCUGGAACAGCUGCAGAUCCGGGCGCUCUUCUCCCAGCUCUCUUCAUCCGUGUCCCUGCGCCGUGUGGUCCUGGAGGUGGCAACAGAUACAGCUACAGGCAUCCACGCCAGCAACGUGGAGCUGUGCUUUUGCCCAGCUAACUACCAGGGGGACUCCUGCCAGGAAUGUGCUCCAGGUUACUACAGGGACACCAAGGGGCUCUUUCUGGGAAAAUGCAUCCCGUGUCAUUGCAAUGGCCACUCAGAUCAGUGCCUACCAGGCUCUGGGAUAUGCCUUAACUGCCAGCACAACACGGAGGGAGACCACUGUGAGCGAUGCAAGGAUGGCUACGUGGGCAGCCACUCUGCGGAAGAACCCCAGCAGUGUGUUGGAUGUCCAUGCCCUCUUUCAGUUGCCUCCAACAAUUUUGCCAUCGGUUGUGUCCACAAGGGCUCCAACACGCAGUGUCUCUGCAAGCCUGGCUACGCCGGACCCAACUGUGAGCGGUGUGCCCCAGGAUACUAUGGCAAUCCCUUGGUGAUUGGCAGCUCGUGCCAGCCCUGUGACUGCAGCGGGAACACGGAUCCCAACAUGCUGUUCAGCAGCUGUGACUCCCUGACGGGCACCUGCACGGGGUGCAUGCACCACACGGCCGGCGCGCGGUGCGAGGUCUGUGCCCCCGGCUACUACGGGGAUGCAGUGGCAGCCAAGAACUGCACACAGUGCAACUGUUCACCCUGCGGGACUGACUCCUGCCAUCCACAAACUGGGCAGUGCUUCUGCAAGACUGGAGUGACAGGCCAGCGCUGUGAUCACUGCGAGGAAGGAUACUAUGGCUUCGAGGGAGGCGCCGGCUGCCGGAGGUGUGACUGUGACAUCGGUGCUGUGGGGAGCAGCUGCCACCCACAGACUGGGCAGUGCAGCUGCCUGCCUGGCAUCAGCGGCUCGCGUUGCCACCAGUGUGCCCCGGGCUACUGGGGCUUCAGCGAGAGCGGCUGUACAAAGUGCGAGUGCAGAGGGGGCUCCUGCGACCCACGCACUGGGGAGUGCACCUGCUCCAACGGGCUGACGGGCAAGCAGUGCGACGUCUGCAUGCACAAGUAUGAGAUCCCCGUGGCAAACGGCCCAGACAGCGUGAGGUGUGAAGUGUGCGACAGCUGUGUCCUGCUUCUGCUGGAGGAUCUGCAGAGCAUCGAGAUGUCCUUCCCCUCCAUUCGCAGCCAGCUGGUCAACCUCAAUGCCAGCUCCAUCGCCUGGGCUCGCCUCCACGCUCUCAACAGCACUAUGGCGACUGUCGCUAACCAGCUCCGUGAGUACCAGAGAGCUAUGAACAAGGUCAGGCAAAGGACUGAUGAGCUGGAGGAUGAGAACGUGGACCUCACACAGGACCUGAAUGCGCUGCAGCACAAAAUGACAAUGACCCACAGAGAAGCAAACCGGAUUGAGCAGCACACGAGGGAGACUCACCAGAGGGGGGAGCAGCUCCUGCUAAAUAUCCAAAGCAUUCAGAAAGGCAUCUCAGACUUGGUGCAGCAGAUGGCCAGAUUUGGGGCAGCAAACGCCAGCACCACCUCCACCGAGGAGUUUCGGCAGAAGAUGGCCGAGGUGGAGAGAAUGCUGAGGGAGAUGAAGGAGCGGAGUCUGGGCAGCCAGGAGGAGCUGGCAAGGCGCGAGCAUGAGGAGGCUCAGAAACUGCUGCAUCAGGUGAAGAGUGAGCUGCACACCCGUUGGGAGUCCAACCAGGACCUGGUGAACAGCAUCCAGGACCGGCUGGCGCAUCACAGCUCCCAGCUGAUGGAUCUCAGAGAUGCCCUCAACGAGGCUGUGAACAAAACCAGGCAGACAGAGGACUUGAACAGCCUGAACCGAAAUAACCUGGAGGAGAGUCAGCAAAAGAGCCGUGAACUCCAGAAGCAGCAUGCGCUGGUGCAGGAGACCCUGAGAAUGGCCAAGGACUCUCUGGCCCAGGUCUCCGAUUUCCUACAGAAGAUGGAAAGUGCAAAGGAGGCGUACGAGAAGCUGGCAGCCUUGCUGGAUGGGGCAAAGCUGCCCCUCACUGAGAGGGUCAAGAAAUUCUCCCCAGCCAGCAGCAAGAUCCCCAUCGUGGAGCAGGCGGAGGAGCAUGCCCGGCUUCUGGAUGAGCUCGCAAAGAACCUGUCCAGCAUUAUCCAGGGAACAAACCAGGAUGGCUUUAUCCAGCGGGCGAUCGAUGCCUCCAAUGCCUACGCCAGCAUCAUUGAAGCUGUGAAAAAAGCCGAGCGAGCAGCCCACGAUGCUGAUGAGGCAGCCAGCAAGGCUUUGAUGAGUGUCAUAUCAGAAAAUCUCGGGGCCAUCUCUAAAGAGCUGAAGAGGAACAGCAGCAACCUGGAGGAGGCUGUGAAGAGACAGCAGAGAAGACUCAACGGGGGUGAGAGAGGCCUCUUGCAGGGCACUCUGCAGACAGCAAAGGACAAGCUGGCUGACCUCCGUGUGAAGAAGGAGCAGCUCCUGAGCCAGCUCCAGUCUGUGCAGGACAUGCUGGGCAGGGACCAAGAGGACACAAAAGAGAUGAUCCAGAAUGCCAAAGAGGCAGCUGCUGAGGCCAACGAAACAGCUGCGAGAGUGGAAGAUACCCUGAGCAGCAUGAAGAAGAAUCUGGAUGAGUGGAGAGACCAGUAUGGAGACCUUCGAAAUGAAGACCUGAACCAGGCAGUCCAGGAUGCCAGGAAAUCUGUGUCCAGCCUGGAAAGCACCAUCCCACUGCUGCUGGGGAAGCUGAGCAGCCUGGAGAACAGGAGGAACAAAAACGCCACCGUGUCCGAGAACAUUGUGCGAAUCCGGCAGCUCAUCACGCAGGCGAGGAACGCCGCCAGCAAGGUGAAAGUCCCCAUGAAGUUCAAUGGCAGCUCAGGUGUGCAGGUCCGGAUGCCCAGCAACCUGCAGGAUUUGGCAGCCUAUACAUCCCUCAAAUUCUACAUCCAAAACCCUGAGCCCAGGAGCCGGCAGCGACGGCAGGACGGGACAGAGGAGGGGCGGUUCGUGUUGUACCUGGGCAGCCGGGAGGCUGCUGGAGACUACCUGGGCAUUGUGCUCAAGGACCACAAAGUGCAGUGGGUCUACAAACUGGGCGACGAGGAGCCAGCCUCCCUAACUGUCGAUGAGGAUAUUGGAGAGCAGUUUGCCACCAUCAGCAUCAACAGGAUCCUGCAGUAUGGGCACAUGUCAGUGAUCGUGGAGAGGCAGACGGUGCACGAGACCAAGGGAGACAGUGUGGCCAAAGGGGAGCAGGGGCUGCGGAAUUUCAACGUGGUCUUCUACGUGGGUGGCUACCCCUCCAGCUUCACGCCUCCUCCCACUUUGCGCUAUCCCAACUACCGCGGGUGCCUGGAGCUGGACACACUGAACGAGGAGGUGGUGAGCCUGUACAACUUCCAACGCACCUUCCAGCUGGAUACCACCACUGAGAAGCCCUGCGCAAGGUCCAAGUCCACAGGAGACCCCUGGUUGACUGACGGCUCCUACUUUGAUGGCACUGGUUACGCAGAGAUCAAGUUUGAGAGCCAGUUUGGCACAACCAAGCGCUUCGAGCAGGAGAUCCGUGUGGUCUCCUACAAUGGCAUACUCUUCUUCCUGGAAAACCAGGGUCAGUUCCUGUGUCUGGCCAUCCGGGAUGGGAAGCUGGUGCUGUACUAUGACUUCAGCACCGGUCUGGAGAUGGCAAAACCCAGCAGCAAUUCCUCCUCCCUCACCAUCAGCAGCACCACAAACAAAGCGAUCCAGAUUUUCCUCCUCAAAAUGAAUAACAAGAAGCGCAUCCUGGUGAGACUGGAGCGCCUCACCAUCUUCAUGGUGGAGCAGGAGAACUCCCUGGAGAACGCUGUCUCCUACUACCUGGGUGGUGUGCCCCCAGCUGUGCUGCCUCCCAGCUUGAAAGCACUCUUCCCCACGGGUGGGCCCAUCCGGGGCUGCAUGAAGGGCUUGAAGGCUCUUGGCAAAUACGUUGACCUGAAGCGCAUGAGCACCGUCGGCGUUAGCUACGGGUGCACCUCGGACCUCCUGGUGGCUCGCUCAGUCAGCAUCCAUGGCCAUGGCUACCUGACUCUGGCCCUGAAGGAUGUGCCAGGCUUGCGGGACUUCUACAGUGGCUUCAGCUUCCAGACGAGCCAGCACGAGGGGCUACUCUACCAACAUGCCACUCAGGAGGGGACGUGCCAGGUGUCCCUCCAGAGGGGCCAGCUGACCUUGAACCUCCUGGAAACCGAAGUCACCACUGGAAAUGCCUAUGCGGAUGACAGGACCCACUACGUGGCCUUCUAUAGCGAUGCCAGUGGGGUCCGGCUGUACGUGGACGACGAGCUCGCGCUCGGCAACCUCACCGGCUGCAUCGGGAACGUCUUCGUCAAGCGGAUGUCAGAGCCACAGAUGGUGGUGGACCUGCAGCAGAACGUGGAGAGCAUCAACGUCACCAUGAGCUGUCCCUGGGGCGAGCAGCCGCAGCAGCUCAGAGUCACUCUGAAGAAGGACAGGAGGAAACCCAAGGUGCCAGGCAAGCCUGCCUCGAAGGACCGCCGCCACGAUCGGGAUGGGCUCUGCCAGCUGCACCCAUGGCCCCGCACAGCUGCGGGCACCUUCCGCUUCGGGGGUGCCUCAAGCAGUCGCUGGGAGUUUGAGGAGAUCCCGGCCUCCUUUGGCCAGAGGUCCCACUUCUCCCUGGAGGUGAAGCUGAACUCCUCCAGUGGGCUGCUCUUCUAUGUGGCGGGCGAGCGGGGCACCUUCAUGGCUCUCUUCAUCUCCAAUGGGCGUUUUGUCUUCCUGGUGGAUGUCGGUGGGCGCCGGCUGCGCAUCCGCAGCAAAGACAAGUACCGUGACCGGCGGUGGCACACGGUCUUCUUCAGCAGAGACCAAAGCCGAGCUCAGCUGGUCAUCGAUGGGCUACGAGCCCGGGGGGUUGCAGUGGCCACCGCAGGGCUCUUUGUGGCCCGGACCCCCUUGUAUGUUGGGGGGGUCCCAGCUGGAAAAGCCAAGGCUCACAUACCGGUUGCAUCAAUCUCCAGCUUUGAUGGCUGCCUGAGGAACCCACAGCUGGACGGGAGGCCCCUGGGUCCCCCCUCACGCACCUUCGGGGUGACACCAUGCUAUGAGGGCGCUCUGGAGAGUGGGGUCUUCUUUGCUGCAGACGGCGGGUCCAUCAUCCUGGCUGAUGCGGUGGUGACGGAGCAGGACUUGGAGGUGACACUGGAGGUCCGUCCCCGCAGUGCCUCUGGCAUCAUCUUCCACAUUGGCACGAGAAGAAGCCACCAUCUCAUGCUGUACAUGGAGGAGACAAAGGUCACUGUGAGAGCAAACGCUGGGGCUGACGAGUUCUCUGCAGCGGUGACAUGCCCAUCUCUCUGCGACGGGCAGUGGCACACCAUCGCAGUCACCAAAUGGAAAAACAUAAUCCAGGUUGAUGUGGACACGGAGGGCAACUACACAGUGGGACCCAGCCAGCCUCCUGCACCCAGCACAAGGGCAACCUUCUACGUGGGAGGGCUACCAGCGACAGCCAAGGCCAGCGCAAUGUCACCCUCACCGCCCCUCCCUCAUUACAUGGGCUGUAUAAGGAACUUGGUGAUUAACCGGAGCCACGUGGACCUGCUGCAAGCUGGGACUGUCAGGGGCUCUGUCGGCCUCAAAGGUUGCCCUGUGCUGUAA
Messenger RNA from Tauraco erythrolophus (red-crested turaco), 10827 nucleotides. The record is from RefSeq and is a predicted model, not a curated record. Lineage: Eukaryota; Metazoa; Chordata; Aves; Musophagiformes; Musophagidae.